Messenger RNA from Choloepus didactylus (southern two-toed sloth), 3825 nucleotides. RefSeq names its product vitrin (gene VIT). Gene Ontology annotation, cellular component: interstitial matrix. The transcript has 16 exons. Gene Ontology annotation, biological process: extracellular matrix organization; positive regulation of cell-substrate adhesion. NCBI's taxonomy places the organism in Eukaryota, Metazoa, Chordata, Mammalia, Pilosa, Megalonychidae. The coding region runs from base 150 to 2228 and encodes 692 amino acids. The record is from RefSeq and is a predicted model, not a curated record.
GACCUCUUCUUGUUUCUUCUUUAGAAUAAUUUGGAUGGAAUUUUUGAUGCAGAAAAGCUUAAGGAAAAAAGGAUAUCCAUUUUGUGUGGUGGAAAAUUUUUUUGAACAGUAAAUUGCUUUCUCCAAACAAGGGUGCCAUUCUGAUAUUUAUGGGGAUUGUUGUUCUCACUAUGAAGGCAUCUAUUAUUGAACUGUUCCUUGUUUUGCUGGUGAUGGGAAUACACUCAAAUAAAGAAAUUACAAAGAAGAUUAAAAGGCCCAAGUUCACUGUGCCACAGAUCAGCUGUGAUGUCAAAGCUGGGAAGAUAAUCAAUCCCGAGUUCCUUGUGAAGUGUCCCGCUGGAUGCCAGGACCCCAAAUACCACGUCUAUGGCGGCGGUGUCUACGCGUCCUACUCCAGUGUGUGUGGCGCUGCAGUCCACAGUGGUGUGCUUGGAAAUUCAGGAGGAAAAAUACUUGUUCAGAAAGUGGCUGGCCAGUCUGGGUACAAAGGGAGCUAUUCCAAUGGUGUCCAGUCGUUAUGCCUCCCACGAUGGAGAGAAUCUUUCAUCAUCUCAGAAGGUAAACCCCAAAAGGGUGUAACCUACCCAUCGGCUCUUACAUAUUCAUCAUCUAAAAGCCCAGCUGCCAGAGAAGGUGAGACAAGAAAAGCCUAUCAGAAGCCAUCAGUUCCAGGGACAACUGCACAACCAGUCACCCUGCCCCAGGUUCCAGCAACCACCACAGCUGAAGCCACCUACACUGCCUUGCCAAGGCCACCCCCAUCUGCAGCCUCUACUGCCAGGAGCUCCAGACCACAGCCUGUGGGCCACAGGAGCCCAGAGAUGGGUCUCUGGGCCACCACCCACUCGAGCAGCCAGGACAGCGCCCGAGCCAACCCAGGUACCCAGAGGCAGGAUUCACUGGGAGCUGCUUUCCAGAAACGUGCCGGAGCCGAGGCCAGCCUGGGAGAAACAGACUUGUGGAAAGCUGGAUUGGUCCUUUUAGAUGCAGGAUUUGUUCCAAAAGAAGAAUUAAGUACACAGUCUUUGGAGCCAGUAUCCCAGGGAGAUCCAAACUGCAAAAUUGACCUGGCAUUUUUAAUUGAUGGGAGCUCGAGUAUCGGCAAACGUCGUUUCCAAAUCCAGAAGCAGUUCCUGGCCAAUGUUGCCCAAGCUCUCGACAUCGGCCCCGCCGGUCCACUGAUGGGUGUUGUUCAGUAUGGAGACAACCCUGCCACCCAGUUUAACCUCAAGGCGCACAUGAAUUCCAGAGAUCUGAAGACGGCCGUAGAGAAAAUCACCCAGAGAGGAGGGCAGGCCAACGUAGGCCGGGCCAUCUCCUUCGUGAACAAGAACUUCUUUUCCAAAACCAAUGGAAACAGAGGUGGUGCCCCCAAUGUGGCCGUGGUGAUGGUGGACGGCUGGCCCACGGACAAGGUGGAGGAGGCUUCGAGACUGGCCAGAGAGUCCGGAAUCAACAUUUUCUUCAUCACCGUUGAAGGCGCCACUGAAAGCGAGAAGCAUUUCGUGAUGGAGCCCAACUUUGCAAACAAGGCUGUGUGCAGAACAAACAGCUUCUACGCUCUCAGCGUGCAGAGCUGGUUCACGCUCCACAAGAUGGUGCAGCCCCUGGCGAAGCGGGUGUGUGACACCGACCGGCUGGCCUGCAGCAAGACCUGCCGAAACUCGGCCGACAUAGGCUUCAUCAUUGACGGCUCCAGCAGCGUGGGGACAGGCAACUUCCGCACCGUCCUCCAGUUUGUGGCCAACCUAAGCAGAGAGUUUGAGAUUUCAGACACAGACACGCGAAUUGGCGCUGUGCAGUACACCUACGAGCAGCGGCUGGAGUUUGGGUUCGAGAACUACAGCACCAAGUCCGACAUCCUGAACGCCAUCAAAAGGGUGGGUUACUGGAGUGGAGGGACAAGCACGGGGGCGGCCAUCAACUUCGCCCUGGAACAGCUCUUCAAGAAGUCCAAGCCCAACAAGAGGAAGCUAAUGAUCCUCAUCACCGACGGAAGGUCCUACGACGACAUCCGAAUCCCAGCAAUGGCCGCCCAUCAGAAGGGUGUGAUCACCUACGCCAUAGGUGUUGUCUGGGCUGCACAGGACGAGCUGGAAGUCAUCGCCACUUACCCCACCAGAGACCAUGCCUUCUUCGUGGACGAGUUUGACAACCUCUACAAAUUCGUCCCCACAAUCAUCCAGAACAUUUGUACAGAGUUUAACGCGCAGCCUCGGAACUGAAUUCAGAGCCUGCAAAGCACCAGCAAAUGCUGCUUUACUGACUGGCUCUUCAGGCAACUGCCAACACUUCAUGGUGCAGACACAGGGCAGUGAGGCGCAGAGGGCUUGGGAAAUGAACAUGCUGUUACCCUUCUUUGCUAUUGUUGUUUUUUGUACUUCAAAACUUGGAGUUAGAAAGAUGACUGUAUAAUGGUAGACAAAGCCAACAUCAUUUUGAGGAUGUUGGGGAUUUUACAUCUUGACAAUUGCUUUCAAAAUAACGUUCAGAAUCGAGUGCAGCACUUGUGGCAGGCUUAAAUGGAGCUUUUGUGAGAUUUUAAAUUCUUAUUUCUCAUUAGAAUGUCAUAACCUACAACAAGUUUCAUUUUGUCAUGAUAGGGUAGGCGUUGCUUAAUUAAAUGUUUAUGAGGAUUCCAGGCAAUCCUUCUGACUCAUUUGCAGUGUUCACAGGGUCCGUGGUGGGGCCUCCCCUGCCCCCCUGGUUCCCCAGGCCACCUGCUGCGCAUUCACCCCUGGCCUAGGCAGCAGCACAGCUUCUCCCGAUUUGCCUCCCUCUUCACUGUCAUUUGAAUCUCUGAGUACAUGCCACUGCUUCAGGAGCACUUGGGGAGCAGCCCUGCAGGACCAAGUCAGUCAUGCAUAAAAGUGGUCCCUUGCAGUGGCACAGGUGCUCUCAGCCUGGGCUGCACAUUAGAAUCACCCAGGAGCCUAAAAUGCUGAUUCCCAGGGCCCACCCCCAUCCCAGUGAAACCUGAAGCUCUGGGGCAUGGAGCCUGGGCACUGGCAUCUUUUUAACAGCUCUUCUGGUGGUUCUGAUAUGUAGCCCAGGAUUGAGAGCCACUGAGCUGCCCCAUAGGGUUCCUGGGAAAGUCCGUUUAUACCAGUUGUCCUGGGUCCCAUCCAGUUUAACAUUUGUCCUGGGUUUUUCAUUGAACUCGACAGUGUUAUUAAUAGUUGCUUUAAAAUAAGCAGGACAGGUUUGGUUGAACUCCACUGCUGACUUCCAACUUCUGCCAAACACUCAUCUAUUAGGGUGUAAACUGCAUGUGCAAUGGGGAAACAUUCAAAAGAAUCCUAAGGAGAGACAACUUACCUGACAAGUUAUGUUUUAUAAAAAUGUGUGUUGAAGAAUGUUACUCAGAAUGGGGGCCAAAGAUAGUACCUGCGUUAAUACUUGUGACAAAAAAAUUGCACAACACAUUAGAAUUGAGGAUAUUGUCCAUUUUGUAGAAUUUGCUGUGAACUAACCUAACCUCUCAGUACCUGAAGAAAGAGUAUAUUGUCAGUAAAAAUAUCAUGGUCUACAGCAAAGAAUCAAUGAAAGGUGUCAGCAAUUUCAAACUUACUAAGCAGAAAAUUUACUUUGAAGGUGACUGCAAACAGUUGUGUUCAAAAACUGCAAAAUAAGAAAAAACAUUUUAAAAAGGGAAUUCUUCAGAAAGAUAACAGUGGCACGCUAUUAGAGACAGCUGCAGUGAAGAAACUAAUUUAAGCAUUUAAGUACUAGGAACUUAUUCUGUCUGUUUUGAUUGUGCGGAUAAUUGAUAUAAAGGUUUUUUUUCAAUGUUGCUUUAAUGGACACCUAUAAGUCAUAUGU